AUGGCCUAUAAUCUGACGGCAGAAAUGUUCAGUGAAUGGGCAAUUGGAAUGGUUAUUAUUGCUGUUCGUCUCUAUGCCCGAUGGUCAGUUGGAAAAGGGCGGUUUCACUGGGAUGAUCUCUUUUUAGGACUUGUCGUUAUUUUCUGGACAUUUCUUACAGUCUUUCUGUAUCUCUGCACAGCCGUUCACAAAUCAAACAUUGGGCUCAACAACAAGACGGCUAUGGAAAUACCAGAUGAUGAGAUCGCAGACUAUCGCGCCGGCUCUAUUGACGCCUUCAUUGCUUGGAUCUCAUACAUUGCUUUGGUAUGGGCCUUCAAGGGGGUGCUUAUGUUUCUCUAUGGCAGAAUGACAAAAGGUCUCUGGGAGCACCGUCUUACAAUAUCCGUCGCAGUAUUCUCUUUCUGCACAUUCAUGGCAUCGAUAUUCUUGCAUCUUUUCAUCUGUCUGCCAGUCCACAGAAGCUGGCAGAUUAAACCUUACGCUGGUGAUAAUUGUACUAUUAGACCGUUGAACUAUAUCAUUAUUGAGACGCUCAGCAUAAUAACCGACAUUGCGGUUAUGGCCGUGCCUAUACCAUUGAUUGUCAAAGCCGGGAUUCCGGUGAGACAAAAGUUAUUACUUUGUCUCCUAUUCUCCUCGGGAGUCUUUGUUAUGGUGGCCGCAGUGCUCCGUGCUUAUUACUCCGUUCGCGAUAUCUCUACAUUGUCCACGGCUCUUGGCUGGGCUUCCCGAGAAGCUUUUGUAUCGGCAAUAACGGUCUGUGCGCCCGGCAUCAAGCCACUCAUUAGCAAUUCGCGCUGGUUUUCCACUCAUAGUAACAGUGCAUCGGCUGGCGUGAGCAAUACGCCGAAUGGCAAGCGGAGUAGUCUUUUUCAUACAUCAAGGAGUCACGGUGAUAACGGCCUCCACCCCUAUGAGCUUUCUUCAUCUCUAGCUUGGGGUAAACAUCGACCGGGAUCAAGUGGUGAGAGCCAGGAACAUAUAGUUGAACAGACAAAGUCUAGCGAUGAAACUCCCCGUUUCUCACCGAAUGGGAAAGAAAUUAUGGUUACUACGGAUGUCACACUAUCGACAGAGAGAAACUAA
This is a messenger RNA of Penicillium macrosclerotiorum, 1089 nucleotides long. RefSeq lists its product as uncharacterized. The record is from RefSeq and is a predicted model, not a curated record. The transcript has 6 exons. The coding region runs from base 1 to 1089 and encodes 362 amino acids. Lineage: Eukaryota; Fungi; Ascomycota; Eurotiomycetes; Eurotiales; Aspergillaceae.